Molecule: messenger RNA, 1975 nt
Organism: Rhopalosiphum padi (bird cherry-oat aphid)
Lineage: Eukaryota; Metazoa; Arthropoda; Insecta; Hemiptera; Aphididae
Gene: Ns2
Product: nucleolar GTP-binding protein 2
Exons: 2
Coding region: 179-1936 (585 amino acids)
Cellular component (GO): nucleolus
Molecular function (GO): GTP binding
Source: RefSeq, a predicted model, not a curated record
AGUAUCAUGAUUACAGGUCGUGCCUCGUGCUUAUGAUUAUUAACUUGUUACUUACUUAAAACUAAAUUGCGAUGGUUAGAGUUUAUGCGUAGUUAUUAGUUAAUAGUUAUCAACAUUUAUUAGUAAUUGACUAGUAAGAGGAUUACAAGAAAAUAAAGAAGUAUAAAAAAAAGUAAAAAUGCCUAAAACAAGUUCCGCCUCUAAGGCGCCUAGAACUCAAGGGUUCAAUAGGUCAGCCCAUAGUAUGAAUCCUGAGCGUAAAACAGAAAAUCUUAAAGGUGUAGCAAAGGUGAGAACAAAAGCUACUAUACGAAGAUUGCAAAUGUAUAGAAAUUUCAAAGCUAAACGUGAUAGGAAAGGUAAAAUCAUUCACGCAGCACCAUUUCAAGGUUGGUUACCAUGUGGUGCUCAGGCUCGUGUAGAACCUAAUCGUAAAUGGUUUGAUAAUACUAGAGUCAUUGGGCAAAAUGCUUUACAAAAAUUUCAAGAAGAAUUAGGUAAAGCAGUUAAAAACCCAUAUGAUAUAAUUAUGAAACCUACUGGAUUGCCAAUUACCCUUUUAAACGAAAAAAAAAAACAUGAACGCGUACAUAUUCUUGAAACUGAAAGUUUUGAAAGUGUUUUUGGUUCCAAAAAAACCAGAAAGCGUCCUAAUUUAUAUGUAAGGGAUGAACAGCAAUUAUCAGAAACUGUGAACUCUAUCAAUGAAUCAUAUUCAGAUGACAAAGAUUUGGACUUGGAAAGAGAGGAUACAGGGGAAAGAACUGCUCCUCGCGAUUGGAUAAUGGCUGCUGGUCAAAGUAGACGGAUUUGGAAUGAACUGUAUAAAGUAAUUGACUCAUCAGAUGUUGUUAUAAUGGUUUUGGACGUAAGGGAUCCUACUGGAACACGUUGCCCUCAUAUUGAAAAUUUUUUAAAAAAAGAAAAACCUCAUAAGCAUUUAUUAUUUGUAUUAAACAAAGUUGAUCUUGUACCUGUUUGGGUUACUCAGAGAUGGGUUGCUAUUCUUAGUUCUGAAUAUCCAACUGUAGCAUUUCAUGCUUCACUAACUCAUCCUUUUGGAAAAGGUGCUGUGAUUAAUUUAAUGCGACAGUUCACUAAAUUACAUUCUGAACGUAAACAAAUUAGUGUUGGUUUCAUUGGAUAUCCUAAUGUUGGUAAGAGUUCAGUUAUUAAUGCCUUACGAUCUAAAAAAGUUUGUAAAGUAGCUCCUAUUGCUGGCGAAACUAAAGUAUGGCAGUACAUUACAUUGAUGAAAAGAAUUUUUCUCAUUGAUUGUCCAGGAGUAGUAUAUGAUGCCGCUAAUACAGAAACAGAUACGGAAAAAGUAUUAAAGGGUGUAGUAAGAGUUGAGCUUGUGCCAGAUCCUGAACAAUAUAUACCAUCAUUAAUGGACCGAGUAAAAGCUGAGCAUCUAUCUAAAACUUAUGGAAUAGAAAGUUGGGAAGAUAGUGACGAUUUUCUAUCACAGUUAGGUAUAAAAACUGGUAAAUUGUUAAAAGGCGGUGAUGCGGACUUAGCCUUAUGUGCUAGAAUGGUAUUAAAUGACUGGCAAAGAGGAAAAAUUCCUUAUUAUAAACCACCACCUGGUUUCGAAGAACCUCUUUCAGCUAAUGAUCAAGAACCAAUAACAAAGAGAGCUGACUUGGAUGUUGCUGUAGAAAAUGAUUCUGACGAUGAAACAGUUAAUACUCCUUUACCUGCCGAAGAAGAUGAAAAUGCUACUUCAACUGAUAGUGAUGAAGAAGAAGAAAGAAAGAAAGAAAAACAAGAAAAAUUGCAAGAAGCACACGAGGCUUAUAUGAGUAGUCUAACUAGCAAACAAAAACGAAGUUUAAUGUUAAGAAAUAAAAGGAAAAAGGUUGGAAGUGAUUUUUAUGAUGUUACAAAUGUUAAAAAUCGGAAUAGAGAUCGUAAAAUACCAAAAAGCAAAUAAAAUGAACUUUUGUGUAAAAUAUAUAUUUUUCAUACUUAA